CCCCGAGUCACUUUGGCCAGCAGUGUUAGAAAUCUUUUUGCUACCCCCAUAUCUGCCUCUAGUAUCUACCUUAGUUAUAUCACCGUCGCCGGUUGCGUCUAGAAAUGUACGAAUUUAACAAUAAUUCCAGAUCCAUUCGUUACCAAUUACAAUCACAAUCACACCUUCGCCAGACAUAAGCCAAAAGAAAGAGAAAAUGAACGGCUUACGGACAGAGCGCCACAGAGUGCAAGACAUCGAACUAGCGAUGGCUGCACUAACCACGAACCAGAGCCUGGCGGACCUACCAAACGAGAUAUUGCUCCUUGUUCUGGCAAAUCUCGAAAGCGCUCGGGACAUGCGAUCCGUGGCCCUAGCGUGUCGGCGACUGCACCAGCUCGUGAGAGACGAGGGCUGGAGGGUUUUUGUAAAAACCGGCUUCAGCUCCAUGUCGGUCCCUGAAUCUAGGAAAGGCCAACACAACUGGCGGCAGCUGGCCGAGUCCCUUACGUGGCAGAGCCGCUGCUGGGACAGGCGAGCGCUCCAGUUCCAGAGCUUUGUUCCUGUUUCCGCGCCCCGCCAGCACGCAUCUCGGAGGGCCCUCUUCCAGCCCGUUCUGGAUGCUUCCUUCGACCCCGACACACAAGAAGAGCUGGUCGUAUGGGGUGCCGGGGAGACUGUUGUUGCCCGGUACCGCGAGCGACGAGCCUCGGGCAGGCCGGCAAAAAUCACUUGGCUCAGAUCCGAGGGCAAGGAUUUCGGUCUCGUAGCCGGCCAUGACGACGUCCGCGCAGUAGCAAUAGCGAGGCACUACGGAGCCCACCCCGGUGGUCGGGCGAUUCUAACAGGACGAGACAACGGAGAAUUGGCCCUCCUGUCUGCCGAGCCGGGGCGGUUCGGCGAGCGUCUUGCCAAGUUCAGUCCUGCUUUUUCCAGCGAGGAAGCCAUCUCAGGCACCAGGCCAGAGAAAUCUACAGACCAGGAUACUGUCAACUCUUUGGAUGUCACGUAUAGCGGUUCCGGGAGCCUGGUUGCUGCAGCGACAAGGUCCACCAUCUUGGUUUACAAACUCCCCGAGGAUGGCAGCACCCAAGCAGCACCAUCUGCGACUUACGACUUGGCAAAAGAGGCUUUUAACUCAAGCUCUAUACAGCUGUGUCGCGCGGUAUGGAUGGGCCAAGGUGAUGUAUUGGCGCUGGCGCUGAAGGGCGACAAGGAGAAUCUCCGCUACAUGACCAUCACCCCGUCCGGAUGGACCUAUCUCUCGACUGCCAAGAACCCAGACGUGGAAAAACAGUUCAGUACCCGUAAUAGCAACAUCUGUCCGAAUUCACUGCAGCAUGUCCACCCGCAGGCAUGGAACAAGGGCGGCACAAGUUUGCUGCUCAGCGCCUGGAGGGAUGGCACGUGCAGGCUUCAAGAUCUUCGCACUCCUUCGCCGUUUGACGCCGUUUAUCAGGACAACAUAGACCCUUGGGCUGACAUGGAGGCACUGAUGGUUUACGGCACAGAGCGUUUUGUAGGAGGCGGCAUGAAUGGGGCAACGGUCAAGGUCUUUGAUUUCCGGUGGACGAAAGGCUAUCACCACAGCUCGGGGCUUCCAUGUCUCGACCGAGCACCCUUCUCGCCGCCUCCGCAGCCGUUCCUCCAGCCACCCGGCAUUGGUAGCAGUACCCACGGCCCCGGGACCUGCAAUUAUCUUCGAGGCGAAUUGUGCCGUUGGCACACGCUCUCGAGGCACCUUUACUACCGGCCGAACGCUACCUUCUUUCUUUCGAGUUCGUUGGCGCGCAGGAACGGCCCGACAAGCGUCUGGUCGCUCGCUAAAGCCUCAAACGUGGCGCCAAACUUCUUCAUUGGCAUAUUGGGAGGAAUUAUUGAAGCCAACUUGGAGCCGUCUCAAGACAAGACGGCAACGAUGAGGAGCAGCACCAUCAGCGACCCUAACUUUGGGUUUGGGGACUGGAGGCGAACGGGCGCGGAACAAGGGGGUUACGUAGCAAAGCCGCUUGACAUGGCGGUGAUGGAGACUGGCGACGGGGCUGCUGUAUGGGGGAACGACCGGCCCAUCCGGCUCCCUCGCAUGCUAACGCCGGGCUUUGAUGCGCCAGAUAUCAUCCCUCUGGCGAGUCAUCACCGACUCGACCCUCGGCUGCAUCUUGUUCGUAAUGUGGAACGUCGCCUAUUGGCUUGACCUAGACUUUUAUAUUUCCACCUCCAACUCCACGUACACGCACGCACAUUCCUUAUCUUUGUGCGUAUCAGACGCAUUUUCGGAGUUCAGUGCAGACAGAAGAACCAACACUCGUCACGAAACAUUCGACGCCCUCUAGCAGUGCCGCGUAUUAUUACUGUAAUUAUGCACGUACCAUACGCUCACGCCUAUUCUGUGACGUCACUGUUGGAGCUGAUGUUUCAAACGAGCCAGGGUUAGGGGUGACCCUUGAUGACCCACCCGUGUAGCAGCACUUUGGGGAAACCCUGGAAGCUAAGACCCUGAUUUGCCGCGUCCCGCAAUUGCUCAGAAUCCAAUUCUGUUACGAG
Lasiosphaeria miniovina is the source of this 2523-nucleotide messenger RNA. RefSeq lists its product as uncharacterized. The transcript has 2 exons. The record is from RefSeq and is a predicted model, not a curated record. Gene Ontology annotation, molecular function: protein binding. Bases 197 to 2173 code for a protein of 658 amino acids. Lineage: Eukaryota; Fungi; Ascomycota; Sordariomycetes; Sordariales; Lasiosphaeriaceae.